GCAGUCGGCUCACGUGGUCCCGAGCAGUUAAGCUGCCUCCUGGGGGCCGCACCCGCGAUCUGCCGGAGCUGCGGCCACACGGGGACUACCGGGAGACGGGUGUGAACUCUCGCAAACCGCGGAGUGCCGCCGCCCCUCUGCCUGAUGAGCUGCACCAGAAUGAUCCAGGUCUUAGAUCCACGGCCUCUGACAAGUUCGGUCAUGCCUGUGGAUGUCGCUGUGAGGCUCUGCUUGGCUCAUUCCCCACCUCUGAAGAGCUUCCUGAGCCCUUAUGAUGAUUUCCAACGAAGACAUUUUGUGAACAAAUUAAAGCCCCUGAAGUCGUGUCUCAACAUAAAACAGGAAGCCAGAGCACAGGACAACUGGAAGCCUUCACACAACCAAGCCAAGAAGCGGGUGGUGUUUGCGGACUCUAAGGGCCUCUCCCUCACUGCCAUCCACGUCUUCUCAGACCUUCCAGAGGAGCCCGUGUGGGAUCUCCAGUUUGACCUCUUGGACCUGAAUGAUAUCUCCUCAGGCUUAAAGCUCCAUGAGGAGAAGAACCUGAUUCUGGAUUUCCCUCAGCCUUCAGCUGACUACUUAAGUUUUCGGAACCACUUCCAGAAGAACUCUGUCUGCCUGGAGAACUGCUCUUUGCAGGAGCGAACAGUGACGGGGACUGUGAAGGUGAAGAACAUGAGCUUUGAGAAGAAGGUUCAGAUCCGGAUCACUUUUGACUCCUGGCAGAGCUACAACGAUGUGGACUGUGCCUACAUGAAAAAUGUGUACGGUGGCUCGGAGAGUGACACCUUCUCGUUUGCCAUUGACCUACCCUCCGUCAUCCCCACGAAGGAGAAAAUUGAGUUCUGUGUCGCCUACCAUGCUAAUGGGCAGGUCUUCUGGGACAACAACGAGGGUCAGAAUUACAGAAUCGUCCAUGCACAGUGGAAGCCUGACGGGGUGCAGACGCAGAUGGCAGCCCAGGACUGUGCCUUCCACCAGGCGCCACCCCCCAAGGCCGAGCUGGAGUCGACAGUCUUUGGCAGCCCAAGGCUGGCCAGUGGGCUCUUCCCAGAAUGGCAGAGCUGGGGGAGGAUGGAGAACUUGGCCUCUUACCGAUGAAUGAAGCAACCUGGUGACCAGUCUUGACCUUACUCCCCCAUGUAAUUCUAGGUCUGUGUUGCUCAAUCUUAGGAAGGCGUUGCUACUUUCCUUCAGUAGGUUUAGGUUGGAGCUUUUGAGACCUGGCUACAAAAAAAAGAUAGCCCCUUGAGAAUUUAGUGUGGGGGGAGGUUUGUAUGGACAACACUGCCCAGUGUUGCUGAGGAGGAUCAAGUUACAGCCUGGAACCCUAUUUUUAUAAAAGUAAUAUUCUGUCUAUACCCUUUUGUCCUUCCCUCUCAAUUCACUGGCUUUCAUCUUGGGCAAGGAAGGGUUGAGGAAGGACAGUGGAUGGUGAUGGAAAGCUGUGUUAAUGGUAUGAGGAAUGUCUGAAAAGUAUACACAAAGGGCUCUUCAGCUCAGGUCAGAGUAGGAGCAGGAGGUCUGAUACUUAACUGUUGGUGAGAAAAUGAAGGUUAUUUUGUUUUUUUAAGUUGGUUUUACAGGUUCCUCCUGGGGAAGUAAUUUGUUGGGGGGAGAAAAAGACCCAUUCUAGGUAUUCUGGGGAAGAAGAACCCAAACAAACUUUAGGGGUAUUGGGUGGUUAUUGGGGAAAGGUGAAUUAUAACUCUGGAGAAUCAGAUUUUACAUGAAGCCUUUCUGUUCAAAUGUGACUCAUCAAAAAACAUGAUUUAGGGAAAGCUUAAGCACAUCUGGCUUUGCAGUCCUAGUGGGAUAAGUGACCUUACCUGUGGCCCAGGUAUUAUGCUUGGGUUCUCAGUGUAGAUGCUGCCUAAUCCAAAAAAACCAUGCCAUCAUCAUUGGCCAGCAACUGGUAGGGACUCUAUGUCAUGUCAAGGAUCACUCUCUGCAAGUGCCUUGAUAAACCAGAAUGUUGUAGUUGCUUAACCCAAGUAUCUGAAGGGUCAUCUGAUAACUCAUGAGUGUCUGACCUCAUCAGAACGUCCCCUGUGUUUGCUGGCAUUCCUCCUGCGACACUGUUGUAUCUUCAAGAGUGUUGUCAGUGCACACAACUCGCAUCCUUCAUAUUGAAGGUGACUCGUUUUUCUGCCACACUUUAUUGAUGUGAUAUUGGAAGUGAAGACUGACACUGAUUCUCAAUUCAAGAAUCCAGUAUCUUGCACAUAAAAGUAGCCAUUUCUUGCCUAUAUUCUUCUUGUUAUUUUAAGUCUUCCUACCAAUUUCUUGAAAGUCAACAUUUUUUUUUUAAUGGCUGUGAAUUGUUUUGGGGGUGUUGUAAUAUACUUUGUUUUGGACUGUGCAUAAAUCCAUUCUGUAAGAUCUUCAGAACAGGAGCCUCUCAAUGUUCCCUUCUAUCAUCAUGUACAUCCGUUGAAAGGUGUUCUGAGAAUGCAGUUAAUUUUAACACGUGUGAUAUGCCAUGCUGGAAAAGUUAUUGGAAUAACUCUGCUCUGACAGUAUUUGAGGUUUGGCUAGCACCCACAAUUUUUCUACUCUAAAUAUUUCACUCUUCUGUAGCUAUCCUCUGUGAACUUCUCACUUCAAAAAUAAAAGUGUUUGAUAUAAGA
Molecule: messenger RNA, 2630 nt
Organism: Bubalus bubalis (water buffalo)
Lineage: Eukaryota; Metazoa; Chordata; Mammalia; Artiodactyla; Bovidae
Gene: PPP1R3C
Product: protein phosphatase 1 regulatory subunit 3C
Exons: 2
Coding region: 145-1101 (318 amino acids)
Biological process (GO): regulation of glycogen biosynthetic process
Cellular component (GO): protein phosphatase type 1 complex
Molecular function (GO): glycogen binding; protein phosphatase 1 binding
Source: RefSeq, a predicted model, not a curated record